UUCACAUCUACUUUCAUUUUACAUUUUUAGACAGUAGUUUGACUUUUUAGAGGGACUGUAAUUGAAAACCCAAAGGCAAGAGAUCAAAGAAGAUUACAAGUAAGAAAAGACUUAUUUAAUCUAAUGCCUAUGGCACCAAUACCCCAACCGGAUGAUAAUGAGAAACCAAAUAGUCACCGAGAUGAGGUGGAUGCUGUUGAUGUCCCUGAUCAGAUUAUUAUAGCGGACAGUUCUGAUAGCGAGAUAGAUGAUGAAGAUAUGGGUUAUGGUGGAUACCAGAUGCUUCAGCAGUCGAUUGGAGAUUCAGAUGAUGAUGAAGAAACCUCAGAGACUGUUGAUCCAGCUGUGUCGGUGGAUACAAGUGGAGUUAUAGUGGAUGCUGAUGUGGAGAGAAGUACAACAGCAGAUGAAGCUAGCAGACUACCAUCAGGACUGUUUGUUGCUGGAGGGACCAUGCCAUCUUAUAUGAAGGUACCUGAUCUGCCGAGACCCUCCCCUGGGGAACUUCUUUGGAAUCAGCAAGUGAACAGAGACAUUCAGAUCAAUGAAGACCAAUCAGAACAAAUCAAAAAGACAAUGUCUGCCAUUAAGCUGCCAGAAAACAACAUUCCAACCUGGGCAAGCGAUAUCUCAGAGGAUGAGUGGAAAAAUAAACUCCAGAAUUUGAUAGGUCAUAACUAAUGAGUUUGACUAAACAUUUUUAUGAGUUUUACAUUUUAUGCAAGUGAUGUUUUUAAAAAAGUGACAAUUCAAAAUAGAAUUUUUGAGAUUAUUUGUUCAUAGUCUAAUAAAAGGAUUUAAUUAAUGUAGGAUAAUUCAAUUUCUGAUAUUCUACAGUAUAUUUGAUUGGCAAUAGAGUAGAAUGACUCAAUACAUUUUUACUUCAUAUAUAUUAAUAUGUAAUUUUAAUGUAAUCAAGUCUACAUGUUAUGUUUGAAUUUUGUUCAAAUUCCUGGUUAUGUACUGGAAGACACAAUUUUUAUCAUAAUUUUAUUGAUAGAAAAUUAUAAUUUUUAAGAAAUAAACUUCGAUAGUUAAACUAACAAAUGUUUACUCAUGUAAACUCAGUUUUAAGUUUUUGCAGUAUGAAAAAAUGUAAAUUGUUCCAACCAAGUCUAUAUUAAUUAGUAUAAAUUGUAUAGCUAUAAAACUCACUACACAAAUAACAUGUGUAUGUAUAUGUGGAUAUCUAUUUACUAAAAUCUGGCUUUAUUCAAAAUACUAGUAGCUACAAAUCACUUACACCAAACUCAGUAAAAAUCUCUUGAAAUGUGAAACCAUAACACACUGCCUAUAUGUAACAGAUAUACUUAUCUAGACUUUCUGUCAUUCCACACUUAAAUGUAUACUGUAGUUUCCUUAUUUUACGGGAGUACUUAAUUCCGCAUUUCAACGGUUUAGCAUCAAAUCGCGAGAAUGUAAAACUGCAAACACCAAAUUUUUAUCAUAAUUCCAAAUAGUUUACAUCUGUACAAAAAUUAAAGCGAGAUUUUAAAAUCUGCAAGAUGUGCUUAUCGCGAUUUAAUAUUGUUUUCUCGCGUUUAAUUAGGAAUUUACAGUACUGUUUAUGAUAAUUAAGUUUUUCCUUGCAUUUGAAAAUACAUGUACAAAUGGUAAAUGAACAGAUUGAGAAUGUGAAGAUCAACAUGUUGUGGUUACAAUAGUUACAAGGUGCCAGUAAUUGAAAUGUAUAAAACUUAAAUCUUAAUCAUCAAUGAUCAUGAUGUCAAUGAUGUAUCUUAUUCAAUGGAAGAAUUGUCUUACAAAAAUAAAACACCUUUUGUUUUUGUGUUUCUAUUUAUUUAAUUAAAGAUCCAAUAAAUAGUUUCAAAACAAGU
This is a messenger RNA of Magallana angulata, 1838 nucleotides long. RefSeq lists its product as uncharacterized. The record is from RefSeq and is a predicted model, not a curated record. The transcript has 3 exons. Gene Ontology annotation, biological process: spermatogenesis. Lineage: Eukaryota; Metazoa; Mollusca; Bivalvia; Ostreida; Ostreidae. Bases 124 to 681 code for a protein of 185 amino acids.